AUGGAGUCGGGGUUGUCCGUAGGCAAAGUAUGCAUCGUCGAGGCCGCGAAUGGCACUGGGACCCGGCGUGAGGCUAUCGCCUGGCCCUCAACGGAUAGAAAUGUCGCCAAGAAUGUCAUGAUGCUCAGUCGUGCGCUGCAGGAGGCCACUGGGAUCAAGCUGGAAGACCGCGUUCAAGUGACCCCUGGUGGAGAUGUCCCAGUGGCUGAGAAGGUGACUGUGAGAGAUGUCAGUGAAGGCCUUGAGCCGUUGGAAGAUAUUGAGAGGCCGCACUGGGAGUUCUUCCUCAAAGGCCGUUUCGAAAUCUCUGAGCACAUAUUUCCUGGACUAGCGUUCCGUGACCUGUCUGUGUCCGGACCAAAACGAUCUUUCGUCGUUAUAUCCGUCAAUGGUAGAAAUGCCAAUGUGGCCAAGUACAGCCGCUCAACUCUUGUGGAAUUGCGCGACGAAGAUGCCGCAGCCGAGGCGAACAUGGCUCCGGGGAAGCUAGAAGUCCACAAUGUGCCGGGGAUGCAACCACAGCUGGACGAGCUGAACUACUUUUUCAGCUAUUUUGACGUGGACUUUGGCCGUAAUGUGCCACGUUGUUCCUGCGGCAUCGUCAUUGAGGGAAGUCGGGGUACGGGGAAGUCGAUGCUCCUGAAGCGGAUUGGCGCAUCUCGCUGGGGAGACGUCGUGCGCAUCAAGAGCACAGACAAGGCAACGAAGAUACAGGAGUGCUUCACGACAGCACUUAACCAACAACGGCCAACCAUCAUCCUAAUCGACGAUUUCAAACGGGUGACAGCCCAUAACCAAGGGGCUGUGGACGCCAUAGCAGAUGGCCUCGACGACUUGGCCGAACAUGCCGCGAUACGAAACCGGCGGCCCAAUGUCGUCGUAGUGGCAACUUGCUUGGACUUUUUAGAAGACAUACCCCAGUAUCUGCAGACCGAAGACCGUUUCGAUGAGUAUAUUACGCUGCCCAUACCAACCACCACUGAUCGGAAAGAAAUAAUCCGAUCCAUGAAGCCCAAUUUCUCGCCGGAGUACUUCGAGCAGUACAUCUCAGAUGUGGCGGAUCGAACACACGCCUACACGGGCAGGGACCUGAAACGCCUUGUGAUUGGAGCUGGUAAGGCUGCAGAUAAGCGAACGAAAUUUGUGCCAACAAACGAGCCACUGGUGUGGGAGGACAUCAAGACAGCGUUGGCAUCAGUUCGGCCUACAGCUAUGCACGAUAUCAGACUCAAACCCCCUACCGUGAGAUGGAACGACAUUGCUGGCUAUAGCGAUGUCAAGGAUACUUUACUGAAAGUGUUUAAGCAGCCAAAGGCAGGUGAAGAUGUGCUGUGGAAGCCACCGAAGGGCGCUUUGAUGUACGGUCCUCCAGGCUGCUCCAAGACGAUGAUCGCCCAAGCGAUGGCCACGGAAUCAGGGUUCAACUUCUUUGCCGUCAAGGGUGGAGAGUUGCUGAACAUGUACGUCGGCGAAACGGAAAGGGCGAUCCGCAAGCUGUUCCAACGCGCGAGGGACGCCAGUCCCAGUAUCAUAUUCUUCGAUGAGAUCGACUCCAUUGUAGGCUCGCGUUCUGGUUCAGGGGGGAGCGCAACUAGUGGAGGCAUCCAGGCUGUCGGAACACUGUUGACGGAAAUGGACGGCUUCGAAGAGCUCGGCAAGGUGUUCGUUUUAGCAGCUACGAACAAGCCUGACUCCCUCGAUCCUGCCCUAUUACGUCCUGGUCGGUUCGACGAGCUGAUCUACGUGCCCCUUCCCGAAGAAAAGACACGGGAAACCAUUUGGGCCAAUAAGGCGAUAGAGCUGAAGUUCGAAGGGUCCGUUGAUAUUCCUGAAUUGGCAAGGAUGACCGAGGGUUAUUCAGGGGCUGAAAUAGCUCGUAUCUGUGACAGGGCGUUCCGAGACUAUAGGAGCGAUGGAGGCCUUGAUGCUAUGGGUACGUUAGUGACGGCCGUGGCUUCCUUCCCACCGCGGGUUAGCAAGGAUACAGUGCGGCAAUUCGAGGCCUGGAGAGUUAAGUAA
Molecule: messenger RNA, 2019 nt
Organism: Pseudomassariella vexata
Lineage: Eukaryota; Fungi; Ascomycota; Sordariomycetes; Amphisphaeriales; Pseudomassariaceae
Product: P-loop containing nucleoside triphosphate hydrolase protein
Exons: 2
Coding region: 1-2019 (672 amino acids)
Cellular component (GO): cytoplasm
Molecular function (GO): ATP binding; ATP hydrolysis activity
Source: RefSeq, a predicted model, not a curated record